Messenger RNA from Spea bombifrons (plains spadefoot toad), 2772 nucleotides. It is a transcript of the gene TSHR, whose product is annotated as thyroid stimulating hormone receptor. Gene Ontology annotation, cellular component: membrane. NCBI's taxonomy places the organism in Eukaryota, Metazoa, Chordata, Amphibia, Anura, Pelobatidae. Gene Ontology annotation, biological process: G protein-coupled receptor signaling pathway. The coding region runs from base 147 to 2429 and encodes 760 amino acids. The record is from RefSeq and is a predicted model, not a curated record. Gene Ontology annotation, molecular function: protein binding; thyroid-stimulating hormone receptor activity. The transcript is spliced from 11 exons.
ACCGCAGAGGGGCCAGGGACACCGAGGGCACAGGAGAGCUGCGUGGAGAAGCUGCGUCAGACCGGGGGUCCCAGAGGCGACACGUCUGCCUGGCUGCUCCCGUCCAUUCAGCCCAAGACAUGUGAAGCUGGAGAUAGAGCCCCGACAUGCAGUACCGCCUGCCCCCGCCGCUCCCCUGGAUGUCCUGGUGCCUCCUACCCCUGCUUCUACUUCCCUGGUCAGGAGCCACGUGCCCCGAGGGAUGUGAGUGCGCAGACGGUACCGGCUACAAGAUCACGUGUAAAGACCUUCAUGUUAUACCAGAGCUGCCGCCGCACACGGAAACACUGAGGCUGAUGGAGACUUACCUCAAGACGAUACCCCCCGGAGCGUUCUCCUACCUGCCCAACAUAUCCAGGAUUUAUAUUUCUUUGGACACAGAGCUGCAGAGACUGGAAGCCGGCUCCUUCCGGGGACUCAGGAGUGUCACCCAAAUAGAAAUCCGGAAUGUCAUGAAUUUAAUGUAUAUCGACCCCGAUGCUUUCGAGGACCUCCCUUUACUGAAAUACCUAGGAAUUUUAAACACCGGGCUCUCCGUUUUUCCAGAUUUAACCAAGAUCCGCUCCAGUGAUAACGUGUUUGUGGAGAUCAUCGAUAACCCUCACAUCACCUCCAUACCAGCCAAUGCCUUUGUAGGGCUGGGGCAGGGAUUCCUCACCCUUAAACUCUUUAACAACGGAAUCACCCGGCUGGAGGGACGCGCGUUCAACGGCACCAAACUAGAUGAAGUAGACCUCCACAAUAACAACCUCCUGGACGGGCUUCGAGAAGACGUGUUCAUGGGGGUCCUGAGUGGACCCAACAUGCUAGACGUGUCCCAGACCGCGAUCACGUCCCUCCCCGCCAAGGGCCUGGAGAGCCUCAAGCACCUGGUGGCUAAGAAUGCCUGGUCCUUAAAGAAACUGCCCCCCAUCAAGACGUUUGUGCAGCUGACGAUGGCCAAUCUGUCCUACCCCAGCCACUGCUGCGCCUUCACAAACUGGACCAAGAAGAAGAGCUACCUGGAAUCCAUCAUCUGCAACCAGAGCAGCCUCCAUGGCCUGUACCGGAAGCGCUCGCUGAGCCCCUUCGUAGGACCCUACUACCAAGACUACAUGGACGGCGACUCCGACCAGACGGAAAACGCCAAGAUGAACGACUUCCACAACCACCACUACUCGGUCUUUUUUGAGGACCAAGGAGAAGACGACAUCGGCUUCGGGCAGGAGAUCAAACAUGCGCAGGGGGAGACCAUCCCAGCUUUCGAGAAUCACUACGACUACAUCAUCUGCGGAGUCAGCGAGGACCUGGUGUGCAGCCCGAAGCCGGACGAGUUCAACCCCUGCGAGGACAUCAUGGGAUACAACUUCUUGCGCGUCGUGGUCUGGUUCGUCAACCUCCUGGCCAUUUUGGGCAACACGUUUGUCCUGUUCGUCCUGGUCACCAGUCAUUACAAGCUGACCGUCCCGCGCUUUCUCAUGUGUAACCUGGCCUUCGCCGACUUCUGCAUGGGCAUCUACCUGCUGCUCAUCGCCUCCGUAGACCUGCACACGCGAUCCGAGUAUUAUAACCAUGCGAUAAACUGGCAGACGGGACCGGGGUGUAACGUGGCCGGAUUCUUCACCGUGUUUGCCAGCGAGCUGUCGGUGUACACCCUAACCAUGAUCACGCUGGAGCGCUGGUACGCCAUAACGUUCGCCAUGCGCCUGGACCGGAAAAUGCGCCUGAGGCACGCGGCCUUCAUCAUGUUGGUUGGCUGGGGCCUGAGCUUCUUCCUCGCUCUUCUGCCCCUGAUCGGGGUAAGUAGUUACAGCAAAGUCAGCAUCUGUUUGCCGAUGGACACGGAGUCGGCCCUCUCCCAGACCUACAUAGUCUUCGUACUGAUGCUGAACAUCGUGGCCUUCGUCGUCAUCUGCGCAUGCUACGUCAAAAUCUACAUCACCGUCCGCAACCCGCAGUACCAGUCUGGGGACAAAGACACCAAAAUCGCCAAGCGCAUGACCGUCCUCAUCUUCACGGACUUCAUCUGCAUGGCCCCGAUCUCUUUCUACGCCUUGUCCGCCAUCAUAAACAAGCCGCUGAUCACCGUCUCCAACUCCAAGAUACUGCUGGUGCUCUUCUACCCGUUCAACUCCUGCGCCAACCCGUUCCUCUACGCCAUUCUCACCAAGGCCUUCCGCAGAGACGUCUUCAUCCUUCUCAGCAAGUUCGGCAUCUGCGAGCACCAGGCGCAGUUUUACCGCGGACAGACCGUGUCGGCCAAGAACAGCAUCGGCUCGUACGCUCACCGGGGGAGCGGAGCCACCGGCCAGACCGUGGCGAGCAUCCCCGACAUCGCCAAGCAGGAGCAGCCCGUAGGGGCCACGCAAAGCACUCUGCUCCUGGAAGACUAUAGACUCACCGCGCUGUAGCAAGACGUCUGCCCGACAGCGGCUCGCGUUACCGCCGUGAUCGGGGGGCACGGUGGGCUUCCUGGGCUAGUUGGCGUUUGUCAAACAAGUCUAGUCAGAGCAUUAGGUAGUCAUGGACUGGGGUAUCGGGAUUCCGGCGGUCCUUGGCCGCUCGUGUUUAGAUGUUUAGAACUUUAACGACUGAACGGUUCCUCGUUUUGUGUUUUCAUUUCUUUGGGUUUUUUCCGUCUUACGUUUAUUAAAAGAUCCUCAGGUUCCCGCGAUGAGGAUCGGUACGCGAGACCCCUGUUACUUCUCGUGAAUAAAGGAGGAUCAAACUGUUACAAAAACACCGAGCGAGCGC